AACGACGAAGAAGAUGAAUACUUCCUCCCCCUCCAAGACCAGCGCGUCUUCGGCGCCGGCAUCCGCAAAAAGCGCGUCCCCUUCGUGCGCUCCUCCGACCUAACCACCACCACCACCUCCUCAUCCACCCCAACUCCAUCCUCCACCGGCCAAACCAUCGCAGACAGAUACCUCUCGCUCGUACUAUCGACACCACCGCCACCACUACCACUACAGCAACAACCCAAACCAGACCCCUCAAACCCCAACCUCAACCUCAACUCCAACCCCCAACAACACCCACCCACACCCACACCCCCAGAACCAGAACCAGAACCACAACCUCACUGCGAAAUCUGCAACCUCCCCCUCACGACCCAAAAUCAAUCACAAACCCAAUCACAAACCCCCCAACCAAAACCAAAACCGCACGAAGCCUCCCUCGCCCACCAAGCCUGUCUCACGCACUCGCACCCGCCCUCGCACCUCGACCGUACGCGGCCCGGGAUGCGCUACCUCGCGGCCUACGGCUGGGACCCCGAUAGUCGGGUGGGACUGGGGGCGAGCGGGCGCGAGGGGAUCCGGGAGCCGGUGAAGGGAAGGCUGAAGGCUGAUACGGUGGGGUUGGGGGCUGUGGUUCCUCGGGGCGGGGAGAAGGAGAAGAAUAAGAAGAAGAAGAAGACAGUGGGUGGGGCGGGAGUGCAGAAGUUGAAUGCGAAGGAGGUGCGCAAGGGGCAGAAUGAGGAGAGGAGGCGCGGGGAGAGGUUGCGCGAGAUGUUUUUUCAGAGGGAGGAUGUGUUGGAGUAUCUUGGUGGGGGG
Aspergillus heteromorphus CBS 117.55 is the source of this 798-nucleotide messenger RNA. RefSeq names its product putative G-patch domain protein. Gene Ontology annotation, molecular function: nucleic acid binding. The annotation marks the transcript as partial. NCBI's taxonomy places the organism in Eukaryota, Fungi, Ascomycota, Eurotiomycetes, Eurotiales, Aspergillaceae. The record is from RefSeq and is a predicted model, not a curated record. The transcript has a single exon.